CAAAGGUGGAUUCCUGGAUCUGAUUCCGGGGCAGCCCUGUGAUUUGCUCCACGCACGUCUGCCGAAGCAUUUCUCUCCCCCAGGGCGGUGGGCGGCAGCGUUUGGAGACAGGAAGCCAAGAGUUAAUGGUUGGAACACACACGUGCAGCUUUCAGGGGCUGCUUCAGAGCUGCCGACAUCCAGCGUGAAACGUGGGUGAGUAAUUCUUACCAAGAGCGAGAGUUCAUCCCUGGUAACCCGCACCGGCGGCUCUGGGUGCCAUUCAGUGUGGGCAUUGCCCGGCUGCCUUGCUCUCCCCGCCCUCCGUGCUCCGCCCAGCAGCCAGGUUAUUUUCAGCAACGGCGCUCUCCGAUUCUAAGACUGCAAACCUGCUCCUGAAAGAAUACGAUGAGCAGCAAAGGAAGAGGUGGGGUUGGGGUGUCGCGGAGCCGCGCAGCCGGGCGGCAGGGAGUGUCGGGGGAGGGCCUAGGUUUGGGGCGCCCGCCCGCGGUGACGCGCGCCCCCCGCCCGCUGCAGCGCCACUGCAAUGGCCGAGCGGGACCUUCAGACGCCGCCGCCCGCCCGCGGGGAGCCUCGGUGAGUGAGAAAAUGUAGCGGAGAGGCAGCGAGGCGACACCUGCCCCAGCUUGGCGUGGACAGCCCAGCCCAGACAGGCGGCUCGCCCCCGGCGCCCCUCGGCCCCCCACCAUGUCCAAGAAGGGCAUGGGCAGCCGAGCCAAGGGGGACAAGGCCGAGGUCCUUGCCGCGCUGCAGGCCGCCAACGAAGAGCUGCGGGCCAAGCUCACGGACAUCCAGAUUGAGCUGCAGCAGGAGAAGAGCAAGGUCAGCCGGGUGGAGAGAGAGAAGAACCAGGAGCUGAAGCAGGUGCGCGAGCACGAGCAGCACAAGAACGCGGUCCUGCUCACGGAGCUGAAGAGCAAGCUGCACGAGGAGAAGAUGAAGGAGCUGCAGGCCGUGCGCGAGACGCUGCUGCGCCAGCACGAGGCCGAGCUGCUGCGCGUCAUCAAGAUCAAGGACAACGAGAACCAGCGGCUGCAGGCGCUGCUGCACGCCCUGCGCGACGGCGGCCCCGAAAAGGUCAAGACCGGGCUGCUGUCCGAGGCCAAGGAGGAGGCCAAGAAGGGGUUCGAGGUGGAGAAGGUGAAAAUGCAGCAGGAGAUCUUGGAGCUCAAGGGGGCCAAGCGGCAGGUGGAGGAGGCGCUGACGAUGGUCAUGCAGGCCGACAAGAUCAAGGCCGCAGAGAUACGGAGCGUGUACCACCUGCACCAGGAGGAGAUCUCCCGCAUCAAGAAGGAGUGUGAGCGUGAGAUCCGCAGGCUGAUGGAGGAGAUAAAAUUUAAGGACAGAGCAGUCUUCGUGCUGGAGAGAGAGUUAGGGAUUCAAGCCGGGCAUGCUCAGAGACUGCAGCUCCAAAAAGAGGCUCUAGAUGAGCAGCUGUCCCAGGUCAAAGAGGCUGAUCGGCACCUGGGCAGCCCCAGACGGGAACUUCCUUAUGCAAGCGGUGCAGGAGACACCUCAGACCACUCGGGAAGCCCUGAACAGCAGUUGGAUGAAAAGGACGCCCGGCGUUUCCAACUUAAAAUCGCAGAGCUAAGCGCCAUCAUUCGGAAACUCGAGGACCGGAACGCCUUGCUGUCGGAAGAGAGGAAUGAGCUGCUAAAGCGUUUAAGAGAAGCUGAAAGCCAGUAUAAGCCGCUGCUGGAUAAAAACAAGCGCCUCACUCGGAAAAAUGAGAGUCUCUCACACACGCUGCGUCGGAUGGAAAACAAGUUAAAAUUUGUCACUCAGGAGAACAUAGAAAUGAGACAAAGAGCCGGGAUCAUAAGGAGACCCAGUUCCUUAAACGACCUGGAUCAGAGUCAAGAUGAGAGAGAAAUUGACUUCUUGAAACUCCAAAUUGUGGAGCAGCAGAACCUCAUAGACGAGCUGUCCAAGACCCUGGAAACGGCCGGCUACGUGAAGAGCGUGCUAGAGCGUGACAAGCUUUUGAGAUUCCGGAAACAGAGGAAGAAGAUGGCCAAGCUGCCCAAGCCGGUGGUCGUGGAGACCUUCUUCGGAUACGAUGAAGAGGCUUCCCUGGAAUCUGACGGCUCUUCCAUAUCCUACCAAACCGACAGGACGGACCAAACCCCGUGCACCCCAGACGAUGACCUGGAGGAGGGCAUGGCCAAGGAGGAGACGGAGCUGCGGUUCCGGCAGCUGACCAUGGAGUACCAGGCCCUGCAGCGCGCGUACGCCUUGCUGCAGGAGCAGGUCGGAGGGACGCUGGACGCAGAGCGAGAAGUUAAGACCCGUGAGCAGCUCCAAGCAGAAGUGCAGAGAGCGCAGACACAGAUAGAGGACCUGGAGAAGGCCCUGGCCGAGGAGGGCCAGGACAUGAAGUGGAUCGGAGAGAAGCAAGCCCUGUACCGGAGAAACCAAGAGCUUGUGGAACAGAUUAAGCAAAUGGAGACGCAAGAGGCUCGGUUAAAACACGAGGUCCAGGAUGUGAAAGACCAGAACGAGCUGCUGGAAUUCCGGAUCUUGGAACUGGAGGAGAGAGAGAGGAAGUCACCCGCCAUCAACUUCCACCACAUCCCCUUCGUGGACGGCAAGAGCCCCCUGCAAGCGUACUGUGAGGCGGAAGGCGUGACGGACAUCCAGGUCACAGAGCUGAUGAAGAAGCUGGACAUCUUGGGGGACAACGCCGUAAGUAAUCUGACCAAUGAAGAGCAAGUGGUCGUCAUACAAGCCAGGACAGUCCUGACCUUGGCUGAAAAGUGGCUCCAGCAGAUGGAAGAGAUGGAGACAGCACUGCAGCGGAAGAUGGUCGACCUGGAGAGUGAGAAGGAGCUGUUCAGUAAACAGAAGGGCUACCUGGACGAGGAGCUGGACUACAGGAAGCAGGCCUUGGACCAGGCUCACAAGCACAUCCUGGAGCUGGAGGCCAUGCUGUUCGACGCCCUGCAGCAGGAGGCGGGGGCCAAGGUGGCCGAGCUGCUGUCGGAGGAGGAGCGGGAGAAGCUCAGGGUGGCCGUGGAGCAGUGGAAGCGCCAGGUCAUGAGCGAGCUGCGUGAGCGAGAUGCCCAGAUCCUGCGCGAGCGCAUGGAGCUCCUGCAGCUGGCACAGCAGAGAAUUAAAGAGUUAGAAGAAAGAAUAGAGGCUCAGAAGAGACAAAUCAAGGAACUGGAGGAAAAGCUUUCAUUCUGUGGUCAUAGCUCGCCCGGGCACCCUGACGUGCCCCCAGAGGAGCCAGACCCCGUCCCUCUGGCUGGACUAGACGGCAGCAGGUGCCGGGGUGGCCAAUGGAGACCGCCUCCGUCAUCCCCGCGGACCCGGGAGGCUCUGGCCUGUGCGGACCCCCUCCUGUUAAGGAAGCGGCCGAGAGGGGGGCUGGAGCUGCUCUGAGCGGGCGCUGUCCACCCUGACGAGCCGGAGCGAGAACUAGUUUCCUGACUGGGCUCCUCGGGAAGAGCUUGGUCUUGGCUACUGGACCCUGGGGUCCCUCCUCGGGGCGCAGCCCCCCAGUCCCAGUUCCAGGGACACGAGUCCCCGAGCCUGCAGCCCACCCCUCCUGGUUCCCGCAGUAGCUGUUACUUGGUCUCCAAGGAGGAUUCUCAGAAAAACGCAGGCGCCCCACAAAAUGACAGAAUCAGGCUAUGGCCGCGAUGGUGACCUGCGUUCCGGACGUCCCGAGGGCGGUCUCCCUGGGCCGCCACAGCUGGGCUACGCUGACGCUGCGACUCGCUCACUGGGGUCCCAAGCACUUACUGAUGGACACGUCACGAUGCCCUCCCUUGUUUGAUGCUGAUGCCCGUGGGCACAGAUGGGGCCGCAGCUGCCACGCUGCUCCAUGCCAACCCCCGCGGCCUCCUGACCACCGGAGAUAUGAAGGCUGAGGCCGCCCUGAGCCUUGGCUGGGAGCCUGGUGGGACUGAACAUGACGACGGCAGGUGGACGACACGGCAGGUCCCCGGACAGGGCUCUGACCUCCUCAUAGAUCCUGGCGGCCACCUCCAGCAGCGCAGCCCAGACUCCAUGGAGGCCUGGGUGCUGGUUGCCGCCCACCCAAGGCCUGAGGGUACAGGGAGCCGAGUGUGGUUGAAGCUGCCCUGUCCAGAACUCUGCCCUUCACACUCAGGGCACCUGGGAAGGUGAGGAGGGAGCCGGACGCCGAGGUGGCGAGCAGAGGAAACCGCACAUGUGGAAGCCAGGUUUGGUGUGGGUUCCCUUCCCGCCGAGGGCUCGGGUCCACAGCCCAGGGACGCCGCCCAGCCCUGGGAUGCAGCCUGACAUCCAGCUCUUCCUCUGCGGGCCUCCCCCCUGGAUGGUCUAAGGUUGUCGCCCUCAGUGCUAAAGAAGUUGCAAGGGGGGGGUGUGUGCGCGUGCGUGUGUGUUUGUGUGCGCGUGCACAAACUUGCUCCACCAGAACACCAUGCACAAGGAUUUAACUCUCUGGGGCACUUAGAAGUCGACACGCCGGGCAGCUAGCCGUGCAGCCAGGUGAGAGCAUAACUCACAACGUUGCAUAGAGGCACACAAACCGCAUCACCGAGAGGCGGGAGGGAGGGUGGCUGCGUUGUCUGGAAGGGUUAGGUUCAGGUUGCAUUUGUGUCGGAACAAAUGCUCAACUCUGGUGGGGACGGGCAGCUGAUUCCCGAGGCUGAAGUGGGGAGAAGCUGACAGGGUCGGAGAGAUGUGCUUUCCCGGGGGAGGGCAGGGUUCCGCUAGGCAAUGCACUAUUCUGCACUUUUGCAAGAAGGACCCAUUUUUUGUUGUCAUUAAGGCCAUGCUUACCAAUUUAUGACUGCACCAUCCUUGCACAUUUGUUGUGCUCAGAACCGAAUGGCAACAACAGCCUGGCCUUAGUAAAAGGCCCAAGGACUUAUGGAUGAACAGACCGAAGUGUGAGGGAGUGUGUGACCCAGGCAUCCAGGGACACCCCAGAAGUCCACGCCCUCCUCUUGUGGGGCCCCCCGGUGCAUACCUACACAGGAGCAGCAGUCAUGCGGGCGGCCGUUCAGGAUCUAAAGAUACGCAUUUGAAACCCAAAGUCACAUCCCUGUCUCCUUGGACUGUUAUGGCUUUGCACGUUGUCCAUACGUCUGGAGUUCUUCAUAUGCCAACCCACCCACCCCAGACACUCUUAAUCACAGCUUAUACAUUUAAAAAGGGCACACUAUUCAGGAGAGAGAACCACGUAUGUAUGCACUGAUGCUUACAAAGUUGUUACAUGUGAAAUGUGUGUACAUAGGAGAGGGAAAACGGCUCAAUCAAUGUUUCAAAUGAUAUUCCAAGCACCAGAGCACAUUUGCAUCCCUGCCGUCUUCUGAGAGCACACGCAAUGUCCGUUUUCCUCUUUCGAUAGCACUGCUUUCAGUUCUGUGUCAGAGGUACCCGCUUUCAUCUGGUUACAAAAGCCAGCAUUUCAGGACUGGGCUUUUGCCAACGCGGCAGAAUACGAGCAUUCGCCACUGAUUCCUGCUGGUCCCGCGAGCACCUGACGAAUGCAAGUAUUUUAAAGAAGGCGCGUUUUCUAAAUCCUAGCGUGUACCUUUUACUCAAGACCACUGGGCUCUUCAAAAGGGGAAAUCUGUGUGGAAAUGCGUUCCUCUGCAGUGGACCAAGAGGGCGGGACCCUGAAACGUUGCCAGAAAUGCUGAAUGUGUAACCAAGACGUCAACAUGUAUGCAGCGUAACGGCUCUCACACGUAGCACUGUGUGCACACCCCGGAACAGCGCACGGCUUCGUUUGUCUAGACCAGAGACCCACGUGAACCGCAGCUUCCUUGCUGACGCGGAUGUGGGUGCACCUCGUUUCCACGGUCUGGGGUGCCAGCUGCUGAAGGACUGUGGUGCUCUGCCCACGUGGAACCCCGAGCUUCAGGACACCCUGUGUGCCUUACACGGCCCUGGAGGUCAGGAAGGAGGGUGUGUGGGGGUGGGUUUGAGGCACUGUCACUUUCACCUGCUUUUGCCAUCAUCGAAACCUUAAGGUGGGCUGUGUGUUUUAACACAGUAAUGGACUUACGUUUAGGCUCAGGAAAUCAAGUUGUAAAUAUAUGUAUCAAAUCAUAUAUUUGUUUACUGCAUAUUUUUUAAAAGCUUGACUGUACGUUUAUGCAAAAACGAAUUGAGGACCUGUUUCCGCCUGGCAAUAUGCCAGCCAGUAUUUGCGUCCCCUGAAAAACUCCUCAAUAACACAUUCUACACAUGUGAUCUGUUCAGUGCUAACCAGUACUCACAGGCCUGACAGAGGUUUGUAUGGCGAUCCACCACAACAUUUUGCACAUAUUUUUGUAUGGUGAUUCCUACGAUGUAUAUCAGAGAAUUUUUACUCAUUUGUAAUUUAUUGUACAGUUUUAAUAAAAAUUGUUAUAAACCUUAGAAUAUCAA
Messenger RNA from Myotis daubentonii (Daubenton's bat), 6375 nucleotides. It is a transcript of the gene JAKMIP3, whose product is annotated as Janus kinase and microtubule interacting protein 3. Gene Ontology annotation, molecular function: microtubule binding; kinase binding. The record is from RefSeq and is a predicted model, not a curated record. Lineage: Eukaryota; Metazoa; Chordata; Mammalia; Chiroptera; Vespertilionidae.